UCGGCUCGGGCUUGGGCGAGGGGCGGCGUCGCGGGAGCCCGCAGUCAUGCUGAGAGCCUCAGCGGAGUCGGUGGAUCCACGUCGCGAGGGCUUUCAAUCUUACGAGACGACAUCGUCGCGUGACAAAACGAUCGGCGAACCGAUGCCGAGGAAAUCGCAUCGCGUGAACCGUACCCGUAACAAAAUUGAUACGAGAUUAUAACGACGCGCCAAACCUGUGAUAACUCGCCCAACAAUAAUCGAAUAUAUUUUGGUACUUUUAGUAAUAACGUAGAGUUUAUAGGUUGAGUGAGUGCCUGCGUCAUAGUGCCGAUCGAUAAAACUUGUAAAUUGUAGUGUUGCCCCACGCUGUUGUAGGCUAACCUUGGAUUUUCGUUAUUAUCAGGGCGCCGUCACAAUCGAAACGAAGAAAAAUGGUAGCAAACCCUAUCAGUCACGUUCACACUUAGACGUGUGGAGCCCCCGACAUCUACACUAUUGAGGAUUUUGCAAGAAGGCUUAUCAGCGGGGAAGACCCGCCGCGUGGAUGGUGGCGGGCGAAUGGGGCUAUGCGCCGGUGCCGGCCACCCCCGCCAUGAAUGCGUUCCUGGAGACCAACCAUGCGCACCUCGCCUCCUAUGGCCUGAAGAUGUCGCCGCAGCCGGCGUGCGGCGUGGGUGCACAACACCGCACCGCCGCUCCGCAUCCUCCGCCGCAUCACCCGCCGCACUAUCAGCCAUACCCGCUGCACUCAUAUCAGCCUGGCUAUCUGCGCGACUACGGCGGCUGCGGGGAGCUAUUUCCGCAGCAACCGCUCGAGCAGAGCUGGGAGUGGCGCGGCGACGUGCACUACCAGGGAGGGCCACCGCCGCUGGUGCCGCAUGCGCACGCGCACGCGCCGCACGCCUUCUUGCGCUACGUGCGCGCUCCCCCUCGGCGCGACAUGCGCUGCCAAUGGCUCGACCCGGAACAGCCGCCGCCUCGCAAAAUGUGCAACAAACUGUUCUCCAGCAUGCACGAGAUCGUGACCCACCUAACUGUCGAACACGUCGGAGGGCCAGAGUGCACGACGCACGCCUGUUUCUGGCAGGGUUGUGCACGGAAUGGAAGACCGUUCAAAGCGAAGUACAAGCUCGUCAAUCACAUCCGAGUGCACACGGGAGAGAAGCCGUUCCCCUGCCCUUUCCCCGGUUGCGGGAAAGUGUUCGCGAGGUCGGAGAAUCUCAAGAUACACAAGAGGACUCAUACCGGCGAGAAGCCGUUCAAAUGUGAGUAUGCGGGCUGCGACCGGCGCUUCGCCAACUCGUCGGACAGAAAGAAACACUCACACGUUCACACGUCCGACAAGCCGUACAACUGCCGCGUGCACGGUUGUGACAAGUCCUACACGCACCCCUCCAGCUUGCGCAAGCACAUGAAGGUGCACGGCGCCGCCGGAGACGCCUCUCCGCGCUAUGACAGCGAUGCCGACGACUCAUCGUCCGCCGCCAGCGUUAGUGUCACUGCCGGCGCCGCAAGCCCGCCCGCGCCAGCGCUCCCUGCCCCGCCUGCGCCUGCGCCCGCGCCUGUACCGCCGCAACCGCACGCGCCGCACCACGGGCACCAUCACGCCUCCAUUACAGACAAGUUGGAAAGCCUCAACGACAAGUACCUCAGCCCCCAUGACCACAAACCAUACGAUCGGCCGCCGGCGCCACCGCACCACGCACAACCGCCGCACCUCACGAACAUUGGCGGCAACGGCAUGAUGGACAACAAGAUUGGCUUCGGAGGGCACUGGUCGCAGUUCCAGCAGCCGACGGCCGCGGUGCCGCAUGGCGUGCCCGAGUGGUGGUGUCCCUCGCAGGAGCCCUACCACCAUCAUCACUUGAUGCACCACUCGGGCGCCGCCGCCGCAUACUGACCACAUCGCGCUUAGGGAACUCUUCAUUCGACGAAUAAUACUAUAGUAAAAUUUAAAUCUAAGUUCAGAUAAAACGAAGGAAGAAAACAAUGAAACGUGGAAUGAAAAGUUUACUUAAGCGCCAAAACGCCUUCGCAUUACGCUUAUUAAAAUCAUAAAAUUAACGUAUAUAGUCAGAAGUUAUUUUUUAAUAUUUGUAUGUAAUAUAUGCCAGCCGUCCGUCGGAGCAGAUCUCUGCACAUAGUAAGUGAAGAGUUAAUUCGGUAAGCGAGAACAUUGUUGCGGACAACAAUAGAAUUAUGAUGACACGUUUCUGUGCGUACAAGUUAAAACAACAGAGUUGUUAACAAAGAGCGCUAGUUGAAAGCUUUACGGCAUGUUGUAUAUUUCCCUUAAACACAGUGUACGCGUUUGCUAUGCGGGAAGUGUCUUAUUAUGUUGGAGGAGGCGAGGCAUGUGCCCGCACAAGCAUUGUCCGUCGGCUAAUGUCAUUUCUAAGCAACUCGAUAUGCACCGAGGAUUUCGUCAACCGUAUUGUUGACAGUGAUUUAUUGCAGCCUUUCGUAAUUUAUAAGUCUUUUAUGAUGUACAAAACCGUUUCCUUGUCAAAUUAUUCUAUAAACAUGUACCACGGUCUCUAAAGACACUUUUCAAUUGUCUAUGUACUUAUUAUAUUCUUCAUUUGUUUUUCAAUUCGAAUGUAUUGUAACUAAAUAAGGUCACAUUAUGACCAGUAUGGCCAAAGCACCAAGUCCAAUAAAAUACGAUAGAUAGGUUGUAUAAUUGUAAAUUUAUAAGUUCGAGGUAUUUAGAUAGUUAACUUGUAAAAAUAUAAUAAGCAAAUGCCCAGUGAUAAUAGUUGUAAGGGAUUGAUUUAAUGAAAUAACUAUCUGUGUCGUCUUUGAUAUUAUUAUGUAUUAUCGAUUUCUGUAUAACUAUUAUAUAUUAAAAAGUAACAAAUAUUUUUUCACGGAUCGGCUGUAUAGAUAGAUAUGAAAGUUUGUAAAUGCUAACUAUAUUUUAAAAAUGACUGAAAGAAAAGAAUGUAUUUUAAGUUUAAAUUUAGAAUUUGUUGAUUGUCUUUUUCUAAAGCCAUGUAAAUAGC
Messenger RNA from Papilio xuthus (Asian swallowtail), 2987 nucleotides. RefSeq names its product Zic family member odd paired (gene opa). NCBI's taxonomy places the organism in Eukaryota, Metazoa, Arthropoda, Insecta, Lepidoptera, Papilionidae. The transcript is spliced from 3 exons. Gene Ontology annotation, biological process: regulation of transcription by RNA polymerase II. The coding region runs from base 527 to 1882 and encodes 451 amino acids. The record is from RefSeq and is a predicted model, not a curated record. Gene Ontology annotation, cellular component: nucleus. Gene Ontology annotation, molecular function: DNA-binding transcription factor activity, RNA polymerase II-specific; RNA polymerase II cis-regulatory region sequence-specific DNA binding.